UUUUUUUGUUCUAAAGCUGUGUGAAGCAUUUUUAUUGCCGUACUCAGUAAGCUGACAGGAAUAUAUUUUUAAGCUACAUCUUGAGAACCACUGGCGCUGUUGUGAGUGCAGGGACUUUCCCUCGCCCCACUGAGGACACAUUACCAAGGAUCUCGUGGAAUUAGGAUGCAUUUGGAUUAAUCCAAGUCCUAAACUUCAUUGAAAAAAAAAUACAAAGUACACCAAAGGAGGAGAAGGAUCAGGGAACGUUGCAAUUCAAUGGAUCGACAAUGAACUCAUCUCUCCCUCUCUCCCCCAGUGUGUUUCUAUGGAGCUGUGAAGACGCACAGAGUACCUCUGAGCUGACACUUCGCAGAGACAGAUUCGUGUAUAUAGACGCACACACACACAAAAUAAGGACUUUAGUUCUCUAAACUGGGAGAGGGACCAGGAACAGACUGCAGUGGAAAGACUUGCAGACUCAGCUAACGUGGCUGGAUGCAUCACACAGUGGAUCAGUUUGGUGGGCGCAGUAGCAGCAUCACUUUCCCUCUGGACGGCCGGGGGGGGCCAUGGGGACCCCCAGGCAGCCGAGCCUGGAUACCCCCCUCCAGGGGCCCAGCCAGCGUCUGCCAAUCACAGCUUUCCUCUCACCUGCCGGCAGGUCACAUGACCAGCCCCGCCCACCCCAGCAAACUCUACUUUCCCCCAGGCCCCGCUCCCCCCCGGCCCCUGCUCUCUGACCGGGUCGAGCUGAUUCACGGGCUGGUCCAGUCUCUGCAGAGGGACCGUCAGCAGGCCCGUUUGUGGGAGCAGUUGGGUCAGAUCUACGAGUCCGAGCAGGAGCUAGAGGAGGCUCUGAAGUGCUACCAGAACGGGGCGCGUUGCCACGGCUACGGCCCGGGCCACACCCAUCUCGCCGCGCGGGCCAAUCAGCUUCAGAGGUACCUGAGUCCACACCAGCACCGGCCUCACAUCCUGCCUCCUGUACAUGAAGUGUGGGAUCUGCUGCAGCAGCAAGCAAGAAACUACCCAGGGAAAAACGGCUGCCAACUGAAACGGCCAGCUGCGCACGCUGACCAUUCGGUGAUCCAGCACACCCCUCACAUUCACCACGUGGUACCUUCCACCCCUCCCAUCGAGGAGAUCCCCAGUCCGGUGAAGAGAAGGAGGAGCAUCAGCCCAGACCAGAUUAACCGUUCCGGAAUGCCGCGCCCCCCCAUGCCAAACCUGCCCCCGACGCACCCCCUCCACCACCCGGGGGGUCACUACCAGCUGCCCAAGCCGGGGGGGCUGUGGAACCCCCUGCACAAGGGGGUGUCGCCCUGGCCCCCCGAGAGGAAGAACGACUAUCAGGACUCACAGAACCCAGCCCUGGGUGCUUACCCUUACAUCACACCCUCCCCCCCCUCCUCCUGCCCACCCCUCUCCUCUCACUUCAACAGCAACCACAUCCAGCACAGCGGCUGCAGCAAUCUGCCCAAACCCCAGCCCCAGACUCCAGCCCCAGGCCCCUUGGUAAUGCAGGGCAGCCGCUACCCCCCACACCCCCACCAGCAACCAGCAGGGGAGAGCCGGCAGCACCCCGGCUACAACCACGGAGGCCAGGCGAGAGGUGCGGGGGACCCCAGGAACGAUCCGAGAGAGAUCAGUAGCAGCCAGCAGCAGGCCAGGCUCAACCGGCCCAACGUCUCACCAGCAAACAUCACCUGUGUGCCUUACAACUCUCACCACCACCACCCCCCUCAUCACAACCAACAAACUCUGCUGCCUCCACCACUGACACCAGCCCGCGGCAGCUCCUCCCUCAGCGGAAUACCUCAUGGCCUGGGCGCCGCCCCCUCUUCCUCCUCGACAAAUGAGAGCUGGAGAAAGCAGCAGCAAAGAAACAGCCACGUCUCCAGUGCGACAUCAGGCCGGUACCCCGGAAAUCAGGGUCUAGAAACUCAGGGUCACAGGCGACCUUUGGAGAGGGGAGCCCCCCUGUUAGGGCAUGGGCAUCCUCACGCAGGCCGUGCCGCGAUGCCAGGGACCACCCCCGCUGCCACGGACAUCUGCCGAAGUAACCCCUACAGCGGCAGCAGUGCAGUCCAAGUCACGGCGCCCCCCACUGGCUCUCCGACUCCUGGCGUCCUGAGAUCCACGGCAGGCUGGAAGGAGCCUCUGCCGACCCCGGUCCUGAUGACUCCGGGGCUGAUGGGAGGAAACCAGCUGCUGGGAGAUCAGGACAGAAGAGAGGUCCAGCCUCCGUUAGAGAAACGGGAGUACUUUUACAAUCGCUGUGAGCUGCCCCAGACUGCUACUGCUGCAACUACACCAACAUCUUCCUCUUCCUCCUCCUCCUCGUCCCAUAGCGUGCUGACACCGCACUUUGAGAAGCUGAAAAACAUGACAGCCGAGAUCAGCCACAAGCCGCCGCCUCCAUCUCCUCCUCCUCCCGCCUCUGUGCCGCCCCCUCCCCUCGUUCUGAACCCUCCCCGGGCCGCCCCCUCGCCCAGCCCUUACCGACAUGAGCCUCUUCGCAGGCAGCCGCUGAGCAUCGAGGAGGUGCUGGACAAGCUGGACGCGGAGCUGGAAGGCAGGGUCCGAGAACGGGAGAUGGAGGAGGAGAGGGAAAGAAAGCAGCCGGAGGGAGACGGAGGGGACGAGAAGGAGGCGGAGGCGAGUCUGGAGCGCCUGCUCUCCGCGCCGGUGAUCAAGGCUCGGGGUGAGGAUGGCAGAAAGGUCUCUCCGCGCUGUGGGGAGAAAGAGCCAGGAGUGGUGCCACCUUUCUGGCAGUCGGAAAAGACAGCGGCCCCCGUCAUCAUUUCCGCUCCCUCUACUUCCGCGGACAGGCUGGAUUUCAUCACCAAGCAGGAGAGACGGAGUAGCGGGUCAGGCAGUCCUCCUCAUCAGGUACCCCAGCCGCCAAACACCUCAGGAACUGCAUCGCCCUCACAGUCGCCCUCGCCACUGCCAUCGUCACACAGGCCCUCUGAGCUGAUCGACAGCCGACUGAUGCAACAGACAGCAGCUGUUUUACCCAAAGACCCAGCCACCUCAGGGGUCCUGCCUCUCUUCCCCACAGAAACGCAGGAAUACCCGACGACCAGGACAGAAGGAGGAGGAAGGAGGAAACCCCCCGAGAAGCUCUUUGAAGAUUUCCCCAGCCGGACGGGAGACCAGGGGACGGGGGACCAGUUCGAGGAGCCCAUUCUCCCCGAUGGCCUGGCAAAUAUCAUGAGGAUGCUGGACGAGUCGAUCCAGAAGGAGGAUGAGUUGUACAGCAGCAGCGCUUGCAGCGAUCGCUACUCCCCCAUCUCCCUUCUGCCUGUGCCCCGGCCCCUGCCGGGCCUCAAGGACAGCCGGCAGCCCCCUCCCUUGCUGGAGAGACCCAAACCCUCCAAUGUGGAUUUCAGCCUGGUGAACAAGACUCCCCCAGUCUUGAGCAGGCAGGGCUCGCUGGCGUCGCCUGCCACGUCAUCGACUUCAUGCAGCAGGUCGUCCUCUGUCUCUGAAGAGGGGGCGAGGAGCCCUUCUUUAAAGCUGAGCCCAGGCAGCCAGCAGCAACCAACUCCCUCCUUCCCCCCGGCUCCUCUGGUCAAGGAGAGUCACGUUUACAACAGCAGCAGCUACCUUCACAACGACCUGGCCAAGCUUUACGGCUUCCCCGAGCGGAAACGAGAGGAAUCUGCGAGCGGAAUUGAGGAGGAGGAGGAGGAGGAGGAGGAGGAGGAGGAAGAUGAUGAAGAUAACAAGCUACUGCACUCUCCAGCCAAGCUGCUCCAAGCUCCUCAGCAGCAGCAGCAGCAGACAGGCGUGGGGAACAUGUUCAAAUCCCUCGCCUCGGUCCUGGAGAGCCAGAAGUAUUCCUACAGGGGAGGGCCUUUUGGAAGGCCUCCCCCUGGUGGUGCUGGAAAUCGGGGUUCUUCCUUCAAGUACGCCCCCCCUCCUGCACCGCUGCAGUUCUCGUCGGACACGACGACGACCUCGCCAGCCCGGGAAGACAAGGAGUCGCGGGGCAGGGAGGAAACCACGACCCAAACCCGGCAGGAGCAGGAGAGAGCCGGGUUCGACAGAAGCGACUCGGAAGAGUCUGAUUUUGCGCCCAGGGUGGAGGUGAAGCAAGAAGAGAAGGAGGAAGAUGACAGCGUCUAUGCGGAGGGGGGUGGCAAAGCCGGGGUUAGGGGUCUGGAGAAGGAAGCCAGGACUUCCGAAGUGAAGGAGGAGCAGCAGCAGCUGGCGACCCUGUCUGAGACAUCCAUGUCUGAGCUGAGCCGCACCUGCGAGGUCCUUCUGACCCGGCAUGCCAUUCCCGCCGGGAGCUGCCGGGUCAAGCCUGGGAAGGAUCACAGGAAGACUGAGAGGGAGAGGGCGGAGAAGGGCUGCAAAAGCGAGAGGAGGGAGAGGAAAGACCGCAAAGAACACAAGAAGCACAGGAAGAGGGAUUCUUCACCGACAUCCAACACCUCUUCAUCAUCUUCAUCUUCUUCUGUUCGGAGCGGAACUGGCAGCAGCAGCUCAAGCAGGCGACACAAAGACAAGGAAGGCAAAUCGCACAAGGAGAAGAGCAGGCAAGUGCUGGGCAAUCUGGACAUGCAGAGAAAGGGCAGCCAAGCCAGGGAGAAGGGGAAGGGCGAGUGUGCAGUAGUCAGCGCCGAGCCCAGGAGGAAGGUUGCGGGUGGAGGGGGAGUGGCCUCUCCCGGCGGGAGCAGGGAAGGGGGGGGCGGCGGGGGGGCCCUGGCCCCCGCGGACUUCCUGAAGCUCAAAGGCCUCUCGGACGAGCCCCCCAAGGAGCUGAAGAUCCGCUUGAUCAAAGUGGAGAGCGGCGAGCGGGAGAGGUUCAUCGCCUCCGAGGUGGAGGAGAAGAGGAGCAUCCCGCUGUCCCAGAUCACCAUCCGCAACACGGCCAGCGAGGUCAUCCGAGCCUGCAAGAAUGCGAAAAUCAAAGGGAGAUUUCGAGAGUCGUAUCUCUUACCUGCAUUUUCUGUGAAGCCCGUGAUGGGAAACUCGGGCAGCCCCCAGGAGAGACUGAACCCUCCCACCCCCAGUAUCUACCUGGAGAGUAAGCGGGACGGAUUCUCCCCAGUGCUCCAGCAGUUCUGCACGGACCCCAAAAACCCCAUCACUGUCAUUAGGGGGCUGGCUGGAUCCCUGCGCCUCAACCUGGGCCUCUUCUCCACCAAGUCCCUGGUGGAGGCGAACGGCGAUCUCUCGGUGGAGGUGCGGACGCAGGUCCAGCAGCCUUCCGACGAGAACUGGGAGCCGACUGGAGACAGGCAGACCUGGCCCUGCGAGAGCAGCCGUUCUCACACCACCAUCGCCAAGUACGCCCAGUACCAAGCCUCCUCCUUCCAGGAGAGCCUGCAGGAGGAGAAGGGAAGUGAUGAAGAGGAGGAUGAAGAGGAGACCCCUGUCGCCUCUGAGCCCCCUAGCAACAGCGCUGCGGAUCAGAAACCAGUGGGGAAGAUUAUCAAAUUCGGGACAAACAUUGACCUGUCAGACGCCAAGCGGUGGAAGGCUCAGCUGCAGGAGCUGUUCAAGCUGCCCGCUUUCAUGCGCGUCUCAUCCAGUGGGAACAUGCUGAGCCACGUGGGGCACACCAUCCUGGGCAUGAACACAGUGCAGCUCUACAUGAAGGUCCCGGGCAGCCGCACACCAGGCCACCAGGAGAACAACAACUUCUGCUCUGUGAACAUUAACAUUGGCCCGGGGGACUGUGAGUGGUUUGCGGUUCACGACAGCUACUGGGAAGCGAUCAGCGAUUUCUGUGAGAGUCAUGGAGUGGACUACCUGACGGGGUCCUGGUGGCCUGUGCUGGAGGACCUGUACAGGGCUAACAUCCCGGUUUACCGGUUCAUCCAGCGUCCGGGGGACCUGGUGUGGAUCAACGCCGGCACGGUGCACUGGGUGCAGGCUGUGGGCUGGUGCAACAACAUAGCCUGGAACGUGGGGCCCCUGACCUCGUACCAGUACCAGCUGGCUCUGGAGCGCUACGAGUGGAAUGAGGUGAAGAAGGUGAAGUCCAUCGUGCCCAUGAUCCACGUGUCCUGGAACAUCGCCCGCACGGUCAAGGUGUCCGACCCCGACGUCUACAAGAUGAUCAAGCACUGCAUGCUGCAGUCCAUCAAGCACUCUCAGAUCCUGAGGGCCCAGCUGGUCCAGGAUGGGAAGAAGAUCUCGUAUCAGAGCCGUGUGAAGGAUGAGCCUGCUUACUACUGCAACGAGUGUGAUGUGGAGGUGUAUAACUUGCUGUUUGUGACGAGUGACAGUGGCAGCCGCAAGACCUACGUGGUGCACUGUGAGGACUGUGCCCGCCGGAGGAGCGCCACGCUGCACAACGUGGUCGUGCUGGAGCAGUACAGGACUGAGGAGCUCAUGCAGACCUACGACAGCUUCACUCUGCCAAUCAGCCAGUUUACUCAACUUCCUUAAUGGUGCUACAUCAGCCAAUCAACACUCUGUUUACUCUUGUUAGCCCCGCCUACUGAGUGCUGAUUGGAUGUCCUGAGAGAAGGGGGGGAAGAAAGACGCUGACUCCC
Molecule: messenger RNA, 6500 nt
Organism: Polyodon spathula (Mississippi paddlefish)
Lineage: Eukaryota; Metazoa; Chordata; Actinopteri; Acipenseriformes; Polyodontidae
Product: lysine-specific demethylase 6B-like
Exons: 23
Coding region: 478-6393 (1971 amino acids)
Biological process (GO): regulation of gene expression; heart development
Cellular component (GO): MLL3/4 complex
Molecular function (GO): RNA polymerase II cis-regulatory region sequence-specific DNA binding; chromatin DNA binding; histone H3K27me2/H3K27me3 demethylase activity
Source: RefSeq, a predicted model, not a curated record